Photinus pyralis (common eastern firefly) is the source of this 8817-nucleotide messenger RNA. RefSeq names its product regulating synaptic membrane exocytosis protein 1 (gene Fife). Gene Ontology annotation, molecular function: transmembrane transporter binding; small GTPase binding. Bases 485 to 3562 code for a protein of 1025 amino acids. NCBI's taxonomy places the organism in Eukaryota, Metazoa, Arthropoda, Insecta, Coleoptera, Lampyridae. The record is from RefSeq and is a predicted model, not a curated record. Gene Ontology annotation, cellular component: presynaptic membrane; cytoskeleton of presynaptic active zone. The transcript is spliced from 11 exons. Gene Ontology annotation, biological process: calcium ion-regulated exocytosis of neurotransmitter; regulation of membrane potential; positive regulation of synaptic transmission.
UGGACAGCGGGUAGGGCGUAUUUCAUCAAGUUUGCGAAAAUAAAGCGAUACCCACGACAUCGGGCAUGUAAUUUGUAAAUAAGUAGCUAUCUUCAAGUGGCACUGGAUAUAUAAAAGCGAAAUAAACGGAUAAUGAGUUUCUAAAAUGACGUAAACACUCGAGGUGGUGUGGUUUUGGCUCGACUAAUUAACAAAGUGCGUGUUAGCAACGGAGUAUCCAAUUAAGAAAAGUAAACGAGUGGGUAAUUAUUGUUUCGUUAUGAGGAUUGUCGGUUUCUUUCAAGUGUAGAAAGAAACAAUGCAAAGUGUAGAGUUAUAGAAGAGCUUCAUUUUAAUUAAUCAUAGCGAAGUACAAACGGUUAUUAGCAGGUCUACAAUAAAAAUGCCUAAGCUGUGCGAGAUAAUCAUGAAAAAGCAUAAAACCGUCAUCAAUUAUUUCGAGUUAUAUGGUUAUUAGAUUUGUUUAAAUCGAGGACAAUACACCAUGCUGCCUACUAAUGUAAUGUCCUUUAUGAAAAAGAUGGUGACUGCUGAACCAACUGAUGGAGGGACGGCCACCGAUGGAGGUGACAGUGGCACCACCUUCGGUAAACUUAAGCAGACACUAUCAUCAUCCCUUUUAACAGCCCAAGAUAAAGUAACAAAAAUAUCUCCACGUCCCACAGUUAAUCAAGAACCGGAACCGCCCCCUCCAUCGGCCGAAGAAAAACCGCCAACACCGGCAACGACGGAACCGGCAAAACCACCGAGCCGUAUGGGUGCAUGUAGAGUUUGUUUAAAAGCAUUUAAACCCGACGAAUUUAAUAGAACGUGUUCCGAAUGUACGCAGCGGGUGUGCGAAGACUGCGCCAGUUACAGCAAGAAACCGGACGACGAAGAACCGGACGAUUGGAAAUGCAGCGUAUGCAGGAGAAAGUUACAGUCCCGACCGCAAAUAGCGCAAGACUCGACAGAAAGUUUGCUAGAUAUACCCGUACAGGAAUUGCAACGUAGACAUUCAGAGGCACGACUAGGCGGCGGAGGUGGAUUAUCGGCCACCUUAUCCGGUGGAGGUUUAGCUCCGCCGCGUAGUCCAGAGUUACGUCGACAUUCCGACGUUUCCCCGGCAUCGCUCAAGGAGCUGGAAAAGCUAAAGGGCGGUAACAACAAAGGAGCGACGGAGCAAGAUUGGAGCAGAGGAAAUCGUGGUGCUAGAAGUGCUGUAAAUUCUAGAUCGAAUAGUCCGCCUAGAGAAGCCACUCGUUCCCGUAGAGCAUCGAGAGUUACAAGGCAACACAGUUAUGGAGAAGAUGUAAAGCCGACAGCCAAAAAAGAAUCUGAAGACGCGGGAUUAAGUCUACCGACUCCAAUGCCCAGACGUGCGUCUGCAUACGAUGUAUUUUCGGCACCUGGAGCAAACAACGUACCCUCACCCGCGCUGGGACGGAAAGCGUCAUUUCGAGCGAUAGUGCCCGAUCCGGUCAGUCCCCAAAGUCCCGACGUCGGACCGACAUCUCUAGUAACUCCGGAAGAAGAUAGACGGAUGAGAAGGAGAGGAUCCCAAUUGCCGGAGAUUUCGGGUUUGCGGCCGUUAGUAACCCCACGCCCGACCCCUGCUUUAGAAGAUCUCGAGGCUAUACCAAGGCGGCAAGCUUCGAUAGACGCCGAAGCGAUCCGAAUCGUCAUACACGACGUUGAUUCAACGCCAGGACCCGCUGCGCAGAAAAGAGUGAUCCUGCGACGCGAUCCUACGGACAAGGCUCACAGGACACGAGGUUUCGGCAUGCGCGUCGUAGGUGGCAAAACCGGAUUGGAUGGUAGAUUAUUCGCCUACAUUGUAUGGACCGUACCCGGUGGACCUGCGGAAAAGGGCGGAUUGCAACAGGGCGACCGUGUAUUGGAAUGGGGAGGAAUUUCGUUGAUCGAUCGUUCCUUCGAGGAAGUCUGUGCCAUAAUGGAUAGAACUGGUGAUAUGGUCGAAUUACUCGUCGAACACGCGUCGGACUUACGAAUGUGCGAUAUUUUGGACGAUCCCAUUCCCCCAAAUGUAAAUAUGGCAAGAAAGCUAUCCGAUGUGGGAUCAGGAUUGUACGUAGACGCAGACGCAGGAGGGCCAUCGUCACCGACAAGGAGAAAAUUGCCAAAGACUCCGGAACAGCUGGCCAAAGAACGACAAGUGUCUGGUCGAGUUCAAAUCCAAGUUUGGUACCAUGACGAGAGGCGUGAAUUGGUUGUCGCGGUUUUAGCCGCGGACGAUUUGGCACCAAGAGACGAGAGCCUAGGCUACGGUUCUCAACCCGAAGCGUACGCAAGAUUGUGCCUUAUGCCUUUGACUGACGAUCAACAUUGCGUACAAACAGAAGUUGCGCCUGCCAGCCAAAAUCCAAUUUGGAACGCAAACCUCAGUUUCCCGGGUGUUCCAGGGGACGAACUCAUGGAACGCACGCUAGACGUGACGCUUUGGGACUUAAUCCCUCAGAAUGAACAAACAUUUUUAGGCGAAUGCUGCGUAGACUUACAAAAGGCGUUUUUGGACGAUCGGGCGGUCUGGUGCAGGCUUGAAGAUCCGCGGCAGAUGCGGGGAAAAUCGCCACAUAAUUCGCCUCGAGGUUCCAUUGCUGGCCUAUGUCGUCGUAACGACUUUAUUUCGCAAAGAAGCGCCUCCGACGAUCUUGACUCAAUCGGCGAGUGCGCCAGUUUAUUGCAUCCCGAUCAUGCCUGGGGAUCGCGUAGGGGCUCCUCCCAAUCUGAGCAAUUAGAAGUGGAAGUUUAUCAACUUGGCAAAGACUUUUCAAAGUCGCUGCCUGGCUCACGACGUUCUUCGUUUCAGUCCGGACAGGAUCCUGCCGAAGCAGAUUUGCCGGCGGUACCGCCGCCCAGCUCCUACUCUCGAGACCGCCGUAGAAGCAGUUGCACAAGGAUGUUGAGAGAUCCCGAAGAAAUACUGAGGUCACUAAAGGCGGUGAAAGGAGAGCUGGGUCGCACGAUGAGCUUCUCGGGAGAUAAAAAGCAUCGACGAUCGACAAGUGGGCCAUCUGGAAGGGAGUCGCGUGAAAAUAGUAUUGUACCGGAAGUGCUGGAGACUACAAAGGAAAGUCCGCCGUCAAGUCCUGAACGUACGUCGCCGCCACGGUUAGGUCCCGGACAGGUGAAGCCUCGUGGUUUCCGUUUGUCCAGCACCAAGCCGGUGGAGUUAAAGUUGGGACUGCAAAUGACCAAGGGACAGUUGGAGGUUGAGGUGCUAUGCGCGAGGCACAUACCAAGCAAAGUGGCGCCUCCAGACACGUACGUUAAGUGUUACCUGCGUGAUGGCGAACGAUGGUUGCAGAAGAAGAAGACGAGAGUCGUCAAGCACACAUGCGAACCCCAUUUUAAGCAAACUUUAAAAUACCAGGCGUGCGACGUUUUAGGCAGAAGUCUCGUUGUAAUGCUGUGGGAAAGGCAGGGCGGCUUCGAGCAUAAUUUGGGACUAGGCGGAGCCGAAGUAGCUUUAGAUUUAUUAACGCUAACAAGUAUUACAACCGGUUGGUACCCCUUAUUCCCCAUCCAUUCUUUAGGAUCCGAUUCAAAUGAUUCGCCUUGAUUAGACAAACGAAUACAAAGGUCCUUUAAACUUAUUUAUCCAACAAAGAACAAAGGUUAGAGAGUAGACCAGAAAAGGGCACGGUUUUAUAAGCUUUCUUUUGAUAAGUUAUUUAUCGUCGAUACUUUGAGGUUUUUUGAAACAAGCGCGCGUAUUUAAACUGUGAUAACCUUUUGGUAUAAGUAACUUGGUAUUCAUUUCUUAAAAUUGCGAUAUUUAUUUUUAUACUCAUCACCAAAAACCUAAGCGAUUGUGAGACUGCAGGAACAGCCUUUUCCUCUUAUUUGCUCUAAUAUUUACUUAAAUUAAAAUUUGAAUAGGUGUCUUCGACCUCCUCGAAUAUGACCAAAAUUCAAAAUGGAAUUGUCGUUUUAAUUGCUCGACUCCGUCCAUAGUCGAUUUUUCCCCAGCCGACUUUCGGUAUCGCCGCUUUCGGUUCACAAUCCUAUAAUUUCGUCCUCCUAACCUCGAACAACUUGGCUUUUGUAGCAAAUUUGAUAGGCUUACCAAUAUUUGUUCAGUACCUCAUUCUGUUGGAAAGUUGUGAGUAAUUGUGUCUCAAUCCAAGUGAUAACGAUAGUGUUUUUGGUACCCAUGUCUAUCCCUUGAAUCACUAUCUGCAAAACCACCACUGUCUUCUUUUUAAAUCAGAAAUUACGACUACAUUGAUGACAAUCUGGAUAAACCCCAUUAGCAUAUCUUUUCAAACAUUACUUAUCUAUGUUGUCUAGAAUUUUGGAAGAAUAAUUUAAACAUCUACUUUAAGUAUGCCUUUCGCCUAGGCUAGCCCCCAUGGAAAAUAGUUAAUAGAGUGUGAUGUACGGUUUGGUUAAUAAGAGUGAAGCUUGAUUUUUUUAAACUAGUUCAUUUAAACCGUACCGCUUUAAUCACCACCAAUUACAAACGUUUAUAACAUUGCAAAUUGACUAAUAUCCCCUCUCUCGGAUUAGGCAUUAGGCAAGCCUGAGGUGGCCAAUAAUGUAUCAGAUCGUUAAAAGGAGUCACUAAAAAUCUAAUUAAAUAUUUUUAUUUGUUUUUUAGAUAUUAAAUAAUCUUACAAAUCUGCGGUAUUGAAAUAAAAAUUAGAAAAUCUUACGUAGCUGGCGUGGGAAACAAAAAGCUGGAUUAUUCAAAUGUCAAUUUUAUAAUUUCGACAAUGAAGCUUUUCUAUUUAUCGGCGAAGAAUUUUGGCACUAAAUCUCUUCUUUCACUCACUUUGAUAGUUCACUUAGCCCUUAACUAUAGGACCAACCGGUUUUAAAAUGAUCAAUUCUAACACUAAUUAUUUCGUAUUUCGCAGUAUUUGCCCGCUUCCAACUUUUCGUGGCCGUAUACCUACUUAAUGCGUGCCAUAUAUUAUCGCGCCCAAUCCUUUGCUUACCAUAAUGAAAUAGUCUUACAUACUGCGGUGAGACAGGGAUAUUUACAUCGAUUAUUAUACCACCCCCCUUCUUCAGACUUAUAGUAGUUUAAAUUACAAUUCGGCGCCCGUCGGCACUUUUAUUUGAAGUAGAAGAGGAACAAUAAAUUAAAGGCAUCGUAAAAGUUAAUUAGGUUUAUUCCUUAAUUAACUCUUACGAUGGCUUUUGUCAUUUGGAAAAAUUUAUGCUUAAAAAUAUUACUCAAGGAACUGCAUUAGUAAGGAACAAUUUUUCGUAGCUCAUCAACUCUGUACAUAAGAGUUGAGAAACCUCUACACAGUGGUGCAAAGAUAUAUGGAAUAUUUCUCAGGAGUGGAAUGGGAGGAGAGGAUGGAGGCCAAGGGACACUACUGAGCAGAACAUAAAAUAUUAAAUCUGCAUCUUCCUGUUCAUUAAAAAAAUAUUGCAUAUUUAUGUAUAAAUUUCUUGCCAUCGAAUUUAACUCUUCAUUUCGUUGACUUUUCUGUUUUCGCUACCCUCAAAAGUGGUGCCGUUACUUUCUUCAAAAAUUACCUCCGUAGUUCCUCGAGGCUCCUCUUGAUCGCUUGUGAAAAGUAGUAAAGAAAAUAACCACAAACGACACAGACGAAUCCCCCGACAUUUUUUUGAUGACUACAUUUUUUAACUCCCGUCGAAAUGCUCCUCUUAACGCAUUAAUUUUUUUGAUUACCCUAUCGUGAUCUGCUUCUAUUUCUUAGUUUCUUGUUCGAGUAUUGCAGACCUCUCACUUUCCGCAAGCACGGCACUGAGCUAUAUAUUUCAAUACAUUCGGUGAUAAAGUCAUUAGACAAAAUCUGUUGCUUUUUUGUUGUGGCCAUCCUGCGGUAGAUACCUACGAAUGUAAUUGCAAUAAGUAUACCUACCCACUUUCCUUUUUCCAAGUUUUCCGUCGCCCCAGCAAUAGUACUAAACUUAUGCCGGUAUGUUUUCUACCCUUCUCUUAACCGCAGUCCAGUUCUUCCUCCUUCUCUGUUUCUGUGCGGUGCGGCGCACGAACUGACACUUUGCACACUUUUGGAGUGCCCCUUUUAAUUUCGGUCUAAUGAGCGUACGCAUAAAUGACAGUACUCAGAACCUACUAACAUCGAGAACGCGGACUAGUAUUAGGGGUUGUAAUUGACAGCGCUACAUUGAACCAAGUUAGAGGCUCUAUUGGCGCCACUGACCGAAUUAUAAUCUCUUUAAUUUAUUAGGCGUAGUUCAGCCUAGAUCUAUUUCUUGCAGAACCCACAUAUAAGGUACUAUUUGACCUUACUGUCGCGACCUUAAAACCAGUCUAACUUUCUUCGGAACACUUCAAGGCAUAUUCACGAAGUGAUAAAAUGAAAAUAUGAGCCAAUUAUGAGAGCAGGAAUUAUUAAUUCUUUUAGUUAAGUUAAGCUUGCAUAAUUAGCAAACAAAUAAUUAACGGCCGAACGCGCGGCUUAAACCCUAACUUUAAUUUAUUAAGUCCACCACUGACCAACGCUCUCAUCUGUUGCAUUUAUUCAUAUUAGACCGCACACAGAUUCAUAUAGCAAAUAUUAUAUCUCUAAUUCAAUUAAUUAAUGUUAAUUGGAAAGAACCCAUAUUGAGCUACAGUACUCCAAUAGUGGUUCGCACUUUAUGUACCUUUUGAGUAACACCUCGCUCAUUAUACGACCUAAUUGCACAUUUCUUUUACUAAUUAAGUUGCACAAGCACAUUUCUACACCUUUCCACUGUCAACGGAUACCUUUUACUAUCUCUGUUUUGUUAAAAAACUCUGGUUUAUUCGGAAAAGGACACGAUACGCAAAUUAGUAAUACCGAGGUUCUAAAUGAAAUCGGCGUCAAAAAAAUCGUCAAUUUUAAAAUUCCAGGUGCAGUUAAAAGAUUCUUACUGUUUAAUUAUUAAUUAUCAAGUAUCUAUAAAGUGCAGUACAUACACUGUUAACUAAAUUUAACCUUUAAGUUACUCUGUCAAAUUCAAAUUCUACCCUACUGUAUAAAGUAACAAGAAAUUUUGAAACGGUAGGCCAUUACACUGCAUGCACUUGAAGUAAUACCACACGUUCUUAUGAUCUGAUAGCAUAUUGGCCACAUCAGGCGUUGCCGAGUCGUACGGCCUAAUCAACCAGACAGAGUGUCAGAUGGGCAGUCAUCAGUUUACUGAAGGUUCUUUUUUAAACGACAGGUCCUUCCAGAAUUGUGUAAUAGGUAUUUUCUGGAUGUACAGGAAAAUUAAGUGUCAUCUCCCACUCACCCCAACAUUUUCUUUUAAAGUUCAAGAUGAAACGUGAAAGCAUAUCAUAGUAGAAAACUGUCUGGAAUGUCGGUGUGUGUAGGUGACCGUCUGGGAACAUUUUCAGUAAUCCGUUUUAAUAUUUAUUUAUACGUGCCUUAGUUACGCAUAAGCCGAAGACGUUUUUGGUACGAAACAGAAAGGAAAAAAAUCCAAACAGCAAGAGACAGUCAAACUACGAAACAGAAUCUUAUCGAAUGUCUCAUCGCAUUUAGUGUCGUGUCUUAUACGUUGUAGUUAGUCAAAGUGGUGGUGAGGUGUCGUGUAAUAUGUCUGUCUGUCUAUAUCCGUGUACACUUUGCAAAAAACGAUGAAUAUUGCAUAUCAUUGAUUACCCCCACCUAAGACGCUAUCAUUGGAUAUAACGCCGAUGGCAAUUGUAAAGGUUCUGUCUUCCGUAGCGUAGCAGACCCUUAAAGUACUUAAAUAUUGAAAAAAAGAAUGUCACUAUUUAUAUAUAUUUUUAUGAAGUGAUCGCAUUUUUUAUACAAACUAGUGGCAUUUUCUAGCUCGUCGUUCUAAAUAAUCAUGGCCUAACACUGAAACGCGACAAUCCUCUAUUUAAUAUAACUCUGUGAAAGACAUUUAAAUUGUAAAUGUUGAAAUGUCUUUGUAUAUUAGUGUUACAUAUCCUUUUAGUACCCUAGCCAGACAAUCUAUAAGUAUUCGUGUGAUGUAGCUUAAAACUUUCUUGGGAGCAGACUAUUAGAAAACUGCGUCAAAUGUAGACUCUUCCUCUUCUCUAUAACACACACGUAGAGACUAAACUGUUAAAAUAUUCUUAAUAAUAAAAUAUGUUAAACUGUUUCCACGAUUAACACUAGAUAUAUUAUACACCGUUGGGACGUUGAAAAUAUAAAUACUAUCUUAAACAAAUAAUAAUUAAUAAAUGUUAUUGAUAAAAUUGUUUUACGCGACCAUGUAGACUUGAGCGUUUUACAUCACAUUGCAAAUACGGUCUGUUCCCAAAUUGAAUGUAGGUAUGCAGUACCGGCAUAUCCUUUCACUUCUUUCCUGAAAUUCCGGAAAAGUGUUGUACGCUUCUACUUCCAUAGCAUUAAAGAAUAAAAGAUAAUAGCAAAGUACGGGAUACUAUUAUUUUUGUAUAUUUAAAUAUGGGAUCCUACACUCCCUAGAGCGCUUGACUUAGAAAGUUUAUUUAUUAACACAAAUACUUUAUUUUUCAUUAUAUCUGUUGAUGUGUCACUUCUAAGGAGGAAGUUUCCCAAAGUAUAUAUGACACCACGUGUCCCGGUCGUUAAAAGUAGCUGCACAUUAUGUUGUAGUCGCGUAGAGAGUUGUUAAACAUUUUUUAUGGUUCCCAGCUUUCGUUUUCAAUGUUUAAACGAUAUUUAUCAUUCAACCAUAUCAAUACAGAGAGCAUUUUUAAAAUUUACACCAAUAUCUAUAGUGAGAAUUUGUUUCAUAUACGAAUCCUUCUACUCAUUCAAAGCGUAACAGAGUGUAACAAAUCCGAAUUAUUUUUGUUAACAACCUGUUAUAAAUGUGAUGUAAAUUAGUGUACAUGUAAAUGAAUGUAACAUGUAAAAGAAUAAAGAUAUUGAAAAUGGA